AUGUCUUCAAAAACGAGAGAAAGCAGAUAUAUAUCAAUUGGGGAAACAGAAGAAAUAGAUUUAGAUCUCGAGAAUGACUCAGAUACCACCCUCGCAUCUACUGGAUUCCUGGAGAAGCAAAAUACCUCGAGACGGCCGUUGGCCAGAUAUGAGGCAAGAUCGAGGUUGCAAUCGGUGUUGACAUGGUUCCGAUGGGGAGUUAUAGUGUUCUUGCAAGGAGUCAUUGUGAUGUUGCUGCUACCGUCAUCGGGAAUACUGGACUCGGGAUGGAACGAGGCAAAGACGGAGACGGGCGGCGAUGUUAAUGGGCUUUACAUUCCAACAAAACACAAAUACACUCUUCUCACAUUCGAAGAGGACAAGUUCGUCCCGAAUAUGACAUCAGAUGACAACAGGAUGGAAGUGAGAAAGAACUGGGAUAUGCUGAUGCCUCUUGGCAGCGGCAGUGUCGAGAUCCCAGAUUACAAAAACUAUCCCAUGCUAGGAGAACCCAUAACAGACGAUCCAAUCCGGAACGGCUCCAUUUUCGAAGCCUCGUGGACGCAUGCCCUGCACUGUCUGUACUACACCGUAGACACCUACCACCAGCUAGUUGUAAACAACAAAUUCGGCUUCGACGACGAGCGGAAUGACUACCAUGCCUCUCACUGCUUCGAGUAUCUGCGGAACCAGAUAUUAUGUAUGGCGGACAUGACGCUGGAAGGCAGCCCGUCGCUGCUAGGUGCGACGGGCCAGGGACAAGCGCAUAUGUGCAGGGACCGAGAGGAGGCGAUAAGUUGGAUUGAAGGGAGGAGGCUGGAUGAUAUACAGAGUAUUGUGGGGCCUUGA
Molecule: messenger RNA, 828 nt
Organism: Venustampulla echinocandica
Lineage: Eukaryota; Fungi; Ascomycota; Leotiomycetes; Helotiales; Pleuroascaceae
Exons: 4
Coding region: 1-828 (275 amino acids)
Biological process (GO): mycotoxin biosynthetic process
Source: RefSeq, a predicted model, not a curated record